Lucilia cuprina (Australian sheep blowfly) is the source of this 599-nucleotide messenger RNA. RefSeq lists its product as uncharacterized. The transcript is spliced from 3 exons. Gene Ontology annotation, cellular component: cytosol. The coding region runs from base 82 to 423 and encodes 113 amino acids. Lineage: Eukaryota; Metazoa; Arthropoda; Insecta; Diptera; Calliphoridae. The record is from RefSeq and is a predicted model, not a curated record.
CUUUAGUCAUUUAUCGACAGCAAACAGAGAUACAACGUAAAUUUUUUAAACAAAUAAUUUUCUACGAUUUAACGAUACAAAAUGCAAAGCGAUCAAAUUAUUGAGAAAAUACGUAAUAAAUUAAGCGAAUCUGAUCCUGCUAAACGUACGGUCCUGAAUAUAUUUCAAUUUCAUUUCACUGAUUCCGAAGGCCAAUUAAUCAAAAGUGUGGUUUUUGAUUUUAAAGAAUUAAACAUCUAUGAGGGCAAUUGUUCUGAACCUGAUGCUGAAGUUACAAUAAGUGAUGAAAACUUCUUUAUGGUGGGUUCCAAACAAAUUUCAUUUGAUGACCUUAUAGCUGAUAACAAGGUUAAAGUUGAAGGUGAUAAGGAGGCUUUCCAAAAAAUGGUAGAUAAAAUGCGUUUAAAUUCGAAAACAGAAUAAGAAUUCAAUGUUUAAAAUGACUGUGUAAUUUUUUUAAAACCUAAAACUAACUUGUAGUGGUGAUAUUAAAAACUUAUUUUUUGCAUGCUUAAUUAUCGUAUAUAUGUUGAAAAGGUUUAAACAUAAUAUAUGAAAAAUAAAAUAUUACUAUUUAGAGUAUUUUUUAUAAAAUAUUA